Messenger RNA from Heterocephalus glaber (naked mole-rat), 925 nucleotides. RefSeq names its product NEDD4 family-interacting protein 2-like. The record is from RefSeq and is a predicted model, not a curated record. Lineage: Eukaryota; Metazoa; Chordata; Mammalia; Rodentia; Bathyergidae. Gene Ontology annotation, biological process: ubiquitin-dependent protein catabolic process; positive regulation of protein ubiquitination; metal ion transport. Gene Ontology annotation, molecular function: WW domain binding. Gene Ontology annotation, cellular component: Golgi apparatus; perinuclear region of cytoplasm; endoplasmic reticulum.
CGUGCGAAAGCCGGAUCCCGAGCCCAGCAGGAUGGAUCAUCACCAGCCGGGGACUGGCCGUUACCAGGUGCUUCACAAUGAAGAGGACAAUUCAGAAUCACCUGCUGUAGAGCAGCCAUCCACUUCAAACUCAACACCACAAGUUGUGCAGAGUUCUCCUUCAGCACCAGCACUUGAAACUGAUAUUUCUCCUCCACCUUAUAAUAGUAUUACCACGGAAGUACCUACAACUUCGGAUACAGAAGUUUACAGUGAGUUUUAUCCAGUGCCACCUCCGUACAGUGUUGCUACGUCUCUUCCUACGUACGAUGAAGCUGAGAAGGCUAAAGCUGCCGCAAUGGCAGCUGCAGCAGCAGAAACAUCUCAAAGAAAUCAGGAGGAGGAGUGUCUGCCAAGGGAUGACUUCAGUGACGCAGACCAGCUUGGAGUGGGCAACGACGGGAUUUUCAAGCUGGUAUUUUUUAUGGCAUUUAUAUUCAACUGGCUUGGAUUUUGUUUAUCCUUCUGUAUCACUAAUACUAUAGCCGGAAGGUAUGGUGCUAUCUGUGGAUUUGGCCUUUCAUUGAUCAAAUGGAUCCUUAUUGUGAGGUUUUCUGAUUAUUUUACUGGAUAUUUCAAUGGACAGUAUUGGCUUUGGUGGAUAUUUCUUGUACUUGGCCUUCUCCUUUUCUUCAGAGGCUUUGUUAAUUAUCUAAAAGUCAGAAACAUGUCUGAAUGUAUGGCAGCUGAUCAUAGAACAAGAUAUUUCUUCUUAUUGUAGAGACUGCAUCAACCCAACAUGCCUUUCUUAUACCAAUGUGAAAUUUCCAGGUCAUCUGUAAAUCUACAACUUUAGUGGAAUAGAAGACUACUAAUAGAAGAAAAAUUACUGAAAAGAUGGAGCUUCAAAAUUAAAUGUCAGGGUGGUUAUGCUUAAAAGCCAUUU